Messenger RNA from Episyrphus balteatus (marmalade hoverfly), 1774 nucleotides. Its product is annotated as UDP-glycosyltransferase UGT5-like. The record is from RefSeq and is a predicted model, not a curated record. Gene Ontology annotation, molecular function: UDP-glycosyltransferase activity. Lineage: Eukaryota; Metazoa; Arthropoda; Insecta; Diptera; Syrphidae. Bases 125 to 1696 code for a protein of 523 amino acids. The transcript is spliced from 6 exons.
UGCUUUUUGUAUUAUUAAGACUUUAACAUCAUUCGCUUAUGAUCGUCUACGGAGCGUCUGCUGCUGAGAACUGAUUUUUCUAUAUUAUCUUCAAUUUUUUUUUUUUGUUGAAUAUUCAUUCAAUAUGAAUUUCAGAAAAUACUUUAGCAUUUUCUUCGUCCUCCUACUUACAGCUUCUUAUUCCAAUGGAGCUAGAAUAUUAGCAGCAUUUGUGUUCCCUGGCAAGAGUCAUACAAUGAUGUACAAUGCCAUCAUCAAGGAACUUCUCCAAAGAGGACAUGAGGUAACACUAAUUACAAACUUCCCUCAGGGAAAUCUUUUAAGCAACUAUAAAGAAGUUCAAAUACCAGUUUACGAUUUCUUUAAAGACAUUAAAGAACAUUUUGGAGCUAAAAGUCACUUUGAUCUCACUAAAUUAACCAUGACCGGAUUUAUGAAAAUGUUGGAUAUAAUUGGUGAAAAAGCUACAGAACAUGCUUUGCAACAGCCAAAUGUUCAAGAAAUAUUCAAUCGAACUGAUACAAACGAUGUUUACGAUCUUUUGUUGGUUUCACAAUUCUAUCAGGAGGCUUUUCUGACAUUAGGACUUAAAUAUAAUGUACCAAUUGUGACAUCUAGUACUUUGGGUUAUGAAAAUUUCAUGAGCCAUAUGAUGGGUAUCAUUCAACCUUGGUCAUUUGUACCACAUGGAUUUUUGCCAUACGAUGAUCGGAUGGAUUUUGUUGAAAGAGUUACCAAUUCUAUUGCAUCGUUGUAUGAAGAUUUACACAGGGAAUAUAUUUAUCUACCCAAACAUGAUGCAUUGGUGAAAAAGUAUUUAUCACAUUUGCCAAUUAAAUUCCCCAAAAUGUCUGAAAUGGAACGAAACGUUUCACUGAUCCUUUUGAAUAGUCAUGCACCGAUAACAACUCCAAGGCCAACUAUAACAGGAAUGGUUCCAGUUGGAGGAUUACACAUUUACCCACCUAAACCACUUCCAGCUGAUAUCAAAAAGUUCUUAGAUGAUGCAACAGAUGGAGCCAUUUACUUUAGUUUAGGAACCAAUAUUAAAAGUGCUGAUAUGCCUCCGGAAAAGAUGAAACUUUUUCUUGAGGUCUUUUCAACAAUGAAACAAAGAAUUCUUUGGAAAUUCGAAGCUGAUAAAGUACCCAAACUCCCAAAGAAUGUUAUGGUUCAGAAAUGGAUGCCUCAGAAUGAUAUUCUAGCUCAUCCAAAUGUCAAAGUUUUCAUAACUCAUGGUGGAUUAUUUGGCAGUCAAGAGGGUGUUUAUCAUGGAGUUCCAAUGUUGGGAAUGCCAUUCUUUUGCGAUCAGUACCUCAACCUCAAAAAAGCCACCAAAGCAGGUUAUGCUAUAUCAUUAAGUUUUCCUGAUAUUACCAAAGAAGGCCUUAAUCACUCUUUAACGGAACUUCUUGAGAAUCCUUUCUACAGAGAGAAUAUGAAACGAAUUUCGGAAAUAUUCCGUGAUCGUCCAAUGAAUGCUCGAGAUACUGCAAUGUAUUGGAUUGAAUAUAUUAUUCGGCACAAGGGGGCGCCACAUAUUCGGUCAGCUGGUUUGGAUCUUAGCUGGUAUCAAUUUUAUUUACUGGAUGUAAUGGCUUUUGGAGUGCUAGUUGUUAGUAGCAUUAUUGGGGUGGUUUAUAUUUUAAUAAGAUCUUUGGUAAGAAGGAAAAAGAUCAAGGUCAAAAAGAACUAAAAGUUUUUGAAGUGAUGUAUUGUACAAAAUUGUUUAAGUUAAUAAAAAAUUGUUAAUAAAAUUAACUAAAUUUGUAAA